Messenger RNA from Actinia tenebrosa (Australian red waratah sea anemone), 5056 nucleotides. RefSeq lists its product as uncharacterized. The record is from RefSeq and is a predicted model, not a curated record. Lineage: Eukaryota; Metazoa; Cnidaria; Anthozoa; Actiniaria; Actiniidae.
UAUGAUUUAGGUUUAUAAGAAAAAAAUUACGAAAAUCAAGCUAAAUUUCCGUAAGUCUUCCAAGAUGAAAACUUCGACUGCUUCAGGAAUAAGCCACAAAACUAAUAUUUCAACAUCAGCGGUUAAUGCCAAGGCACUACCAAGUGUUUAUGUUUCGCUAACCCGUCUAAUGCCCGCCAAGAUGCCAGAUAUUGCUAAAAAGCAGUAUUACAAUUUAGUCAAGUCGUCGGGCUUAAUGAGCGGAAUACCUGCCGAAAAUACAACCUGGGAUGGAUUGUCACCGGAAGCAACACCCGAAAGAGAACUCGAGAAAACAAGCCGUGAUUCCAAACUGUUAACUCCAGCUACCCAAACUCAGCUUCAGUUAUCUCCAGUUGACCUGGACGCAGAUAAUCAAGAUCUGAGCAAAGAGCCGUGGAGUGACAGCCCAGACCCGUACCCAUCACCAAAAAGCCCAGCAAAUGACGAAAAUAUUGAAUCAGAUGGGUGGUUCACAUCAUCAAAAGUCAACAGACCUUGGCCCUUUGAACACGAAGUCGACAAGUUGUUAUGUAGAAAUCCGGUUGUUCCUUGUGAUAACGAGGUAGAGGCUAUCAUGGCUCGGCAAAAUUGCGAGGUGUCUAAACAUACUCCAGAUAUUCCCAUCCAUCGGCCCCAUCCAAGCAGCGGUCUUCUUCAGACCAUCAUCAUUCCUUUAAAGCCAGUAGACAAAGUUCCAUCUACACUGGAUGUCUGUAGGGAAGAAUCGCCCGUUUUUGAGAGAAACGGGAUAUGGACCACUCCUGGCAGAAAACCGUCAAUGGAAAAAGCAAAUGGGGCUGCGGGAAAAAAGGGAUUGAAAAGAAAACGUGGUAUACCUAAAAAGCAAGAAAAAGUCUCCGGAUUGACCAACUCUGUGGAUUUAAGGAAUCUUAGUGGUGAAUUUGAGAGUGCAUCUCCUCUUGCAAAUAGCGUCCAAGCAACAGAGCGAGAGAGUACAGAAGAACCAGAAAGAAAAUGUAAAAAAAGGACCCUUAAAAGUGAUACAGAAUUGUUAGGAGAAAAGAGAUCUGCUAAAAAAAGAAGUAGACCCAAAAAGCGUAGGAGAAUGCAUUCUGUCGAAGUUCCUGCACUAAAUCAUACUGGGGAUUUAAAUUCUUCUGAUGAAAGUGCUAAAAGCAACCUGUUUUGCCAACCUGAUGCAGAACAAAAUGAAAUAAGAGGCGAGGAAGAAACUUCGCAAAGCAAAGGCAGAAAAAGUGAAGUAAGAAAAAGAACUAUCGAUUGUGUUAACUCGACGGCACACGAAUUAUUACAGGUGUCAAGAGAGAUGCAAGAACAAAAAUCACUUGAAAAGAGAGAAGACAACCUUAAUCCAAAGAUAGUGGAUGACACAGCCCAUGGAUCAGAAAACCCGAAUGAGCAAACGCCAGUUUUAAUUGACAUCGAAAGUUCAUCUUCAGAAGGUAGUGACUUACAUUCUAGCCAGUUAAAAUUUGAGCAAAUCCCAGUAGAUGACGACGAACAAGUGAGAGAAACUCCAGUUACAACACCAAAAAAAUGGCUAAUUGCUGUUGAAAUUGAGAGCUCGCCACUGAUCAAAUCGUUUGAACUAAACAACGAAGAAAAUGGCGCCGAAAGUCUUCCUAAAACAACUGUUUUCUUACAGGAUCAGGGAGAGAAGCGCCAACUUUCUUCCAAUUCUGAAUCUAUUCAACGAGACCAAAUAAUCAUCGAAAGUUUAUCUUCAGAAGGUUGUGACUUAAAUUCAACGAGCGAGUUAACAGAGCAAAUCCCAGUAGAAGAAAACGACGAACAAGUAAGAGAAACUCCGGUUACGACGCCAAGAAAAUGGCUAACUGCUUUUGAAAUUGAGGGCUCGCCACUGAUCGAAUCGAUUGAACUAAACGACGAACAAAAUGGCGCCGAAAGUUUUCCUAAAACAACUGUCUUCUUACAGGAUCAGGAUGAGAAGCGCCGACUUUUUUCUAAUUCUGUAAGCAAUAAUGACAUUAAUGGAUCUAUCCAACAAGAUCUAUUAAUCAUCGAGAGUUCAUCUUCAGAAGGUAGUGACUUAAAUUCUACAAGCCAGUUAACAGUUGAUCAUAUCCCAGUAGAAGACGACGAACGAGUGAGAGAAACUCUAGUUACAACGCCAAGAAAAUGGCUAAGUGCUGUUAAAAUUGAGAGCUCGCCACUGAUCAAAUCGCUUGAACUAAGCGACGAACAAAAUGGCGCCGAAAGUCUUCCUAAAAAAACUGUCUUCUUACAGGAUCAGGGAGAGAAGCGUCAACUUUCUUCCAAUUCUGUAAGCAGCAAUGAAUCUAUUCAACGAGACCGAUUAAGUUCUUAUAAAAAGGAGUUAUUCCCAGAUAAAGAACUAAGCACGAGCAUUAACGUUUCAAAAUGUAAAUUUCGGAAUCGAAAAUCGUCCGAGCAAAGUACCACAGACACAAGAAUAUCUCUAAGGCCUCAAGAAACUAGGUUGUCAACGUCCUCAAUCGAAGAUGUGCCGGUUUCGAAGAAAGAAGAUAGAUGUAGGGAAUGUCAAGAAAAUUUUGGAAGGAAAGCUUGUCCGGCCUUGAAGGGUCUUUCAGUCGUUUGUGAGCGACUUCCAAACACUGUUUUAGGCAAGAAAGAUAGAGGUUCUCUGUUAUUAGAAAGAUCUGCUUCAAAUGAAAACACUGGAAAUGAAAUUACAGAGGGACAAGAAGUUUCUAAGCUAUCUUUAUCGAUUGAACCUGGUUUCCAGGCAAUUAAGAGUUCCCUGUUAACAAGGAACCGAGGACUUCCUAUAUUAAGUUUAAAUGGAAAAGAUAAGAAUUUAGCUCAGAGACAAAAUGAACUCCUAGAAGAAGAGGUUUAUUCUAUUCCAUGCAGUCCUUUAGAAACCUCAAGAUCGCCAGCAUUCGAAAGAGGACAAAGAAAAUAUUCAAGUUCUUCAAUUGAGAGGUCAAGUAGGUCAGACAGACCCGGUAAUGGUACUAUCGGUUCCACCGAGAAAUCCAACAUAUUAAGAACGAAUUUGGAAGGAAAAAAACUUUUUAAAAAAUCUUCUAGUCGCCUGAAGAAAAGUUCAAAGAACAAUUCGUUGCCUCAGGAACAUAAUCAAACAUUAUGUUCAAAGAUAUCCAACACUAGUUUAUUAGAUGGGACAGUUCGCCUUAUUCCAUGUAGUCCCGUACAAGAUGCUCAAAUAUCAACGUUGUGGAAAAAGAGAGAGAGAGAUGGAAAAGAAAGGAGAAAUAGUACAGCGAGUUCUGAGACAUCCCCAAGACAUGGAAAAUCUCCAGAUAUGAUUUCUUCACUAAACGGUUUCAAAUCACCAGUUCCUUUGAAAGACUUAGUUGUCAAGUGUGAUCGCCUAGCUGCUGGUAACUAUGACGUAGUAAAAAGCCCAGAAAAUUUACUCGUGGAACUUCCAAAGCCCAAACGAAAAAGAAAGAGGCAAAAAGUGAACUUAGAAAAAAAGGCUAUCGACAUAAAAAAGAAGGCGGGAAAAACUGGGGAAAAGCAGAAAAGAAAAAGUAAAUCUAAUAAAACUGAGAAACCACGUAAGAAAAGAAAGCUCAGUAUACCUGACCAUUACAGGAGCUAUAAGCCUUGCCAGCUGUCUACCAUCAGUCAUACUAACAUGAGAUACAGAGUGGCAUUCAACCUCUGGCCGCAGAAGUUCACUGGGGCCCUGGACAGAAUCAAUCAACGACUGUUCAACCAGAAUUCGUUUUGGAAUUCUUUGGGAUAACAGCCAAAGCAGCCAAGGCACAAUGUAACGACCAUGUAACGAGAGUACCCUGGUUAUCCAUUGGGCGCCUGCUUGUUUGCUCCUUUACUUUGUUUUAUCUCAUUUCAGGCCACAUCAGACAUUCCCUUGUAAAUAAUGUCUUUAUAAUCUGCUAACGCUUUGAAAAAUAUAUGUUUAAUAUGGGUCGCAAGAAUAUAAUUCCCAAAACGUUUGCAAUAGCCAAAGUGCACGAGCACGAAACUCUCGCACAAAGCAUUCUGGGAAACCGAGAAUCGCACAAAUCAAAACAAGGAAAUCAAUAGAAAUUUCAAAAAAAAAAAAACUGUUAAAAACGAUUUCCUAGAAAAUUUCGAGGGAAAAGUUGUCAGAGGGAAUAUAUUUAGAGGAGCUGAAAAAGCGUACGUUUUCGGCUUCCCAUCAUGCUUUGUGCUAGAGGUUCGAGCUCGUGCAACUGGUUAUUGGAAAACUUUGCUUGCUAAAUGGAAAAGCCUAUUUAUCCUUCCCUAGAAGCAAAGAUAAUGGUACUAAUAAACAGGCUAGCGCUAUCAAUAGAGCAGAAUACAUAAUUGGCCGGGUAAGAACUUGGCAACUCUACGCCGUUCUGCGGCAUAGCACUUUGCUCACGAAACCCCAAUUCAAAUUUUUGUUACUGAGCGACAUUAACCGGUGAAUAGAGUGCAUACCAUAUAAUCUAUCUAUUAAUAAAUUAACGUAAGCUGAAACCUCCAUUCAGCGAAAUACUUGACACAUGCCCCAAUAGACCUCUUCGGCUCUGACGUAAUGUUUUCCCAUUUCAUACUACAUGUCAUUCCCUAGAGUAACAUUUCUUUGUUUAAGGUUUGCGAACGGUUGCACAUGAGAAGACACAUGAAUAUGGAUACAGCUCAAACAAAGAAUCUUAUUCUCAAGGGAAUGAGACGUGGUGUGAAAUGGGAAAACAUUACCCCAAGCCGAAGCGGUCUAUUAUCAGUUACCCUUAUUUAUGCUUUCAUACUACUGAAUGCCAUAAUCGUUUUCGUACUUUUAUCGUUGUAUUUUUGAGGUAUGAUAUGUUAUUCCAAUGUGGACAGAUUUUCUAACGAUGAAAUAGUGUAGGCAUAUUUAAAUGCAGCGAUUCAAUCGUUGCCGCAUCUAUUGAAAUUUGCGUUCAAGAUAACGCGAAAAUGUUACCCAAGGGCGCAGGAAGAGUAAUCGCACGCCAAGUAUAAUUUCUAACUUAUAGUAUCAACAUCUGAUGUAUAGGGAACCAGUUUCAAAAUUAUUGAAAUAUAAUCACAGAUUUUGGCUAGUUUUGUCAUAUAUAUUAAUUAAAGCCUAUAUUUAGUAAUUUUA